This is a messenger RNA of Babesia bovis T2Bo, 5900 nucleotides long. RefSeq lists its product as uncharacterized. The transcript is spliced from 2 exons. The record is from RefSeq and is a predicted model, not a curated record. The coding region runs from base 55 to 5820 and encodes 1921 amino acids. Lineage: Eukaryota; Apicomplexa; Aconoidasida; Piroplasmida; Babesiidae.
CCGUGAUUCCAUUACAUUAACCAACCUAUCAUUAGUACUGCAAGGACGCUGUCUAUGUCAAUGUCUUCUGUUGAUGGUGAUAAUAUCUAUAUUUCAUCACAAGCAAAGAAAAAGCAAGUAGCUAGAGAGUCAUUAUGUGCGCUACUAUGUGAUGACGCAUCUCUUCAAAAGUCGGCGGCUUUAACGCUGGCUAAAGUAUCAACAUCCGAAAGCGCAGCUCUAGAUGUACUUUUGAGUCUAGUAAGGGGCGAGGUGCCCAAAUGUAUGCCAUCGUACAGCGUUUCCAAGUCUUUAUUCAUGCCUCCUGAUAUUUGGCUGGAAGGAUCAAGUCAAAUUGAAGCAAUCAAAGCGGAUUUUGGAGUGAACACUUUGCGAGAGUGUCUGCAGAGCCCUGAAUCAUGGGAGAGAUCACGGGUGGUAGCGCUGAGAGCGCUUAUUGUUACCUACCAAAGGAUGUCAAAACCUAUAGAAUAUUUACUCCCACAUGUAUUAGUAGGUUUGAAGCCAGAUUCUGAUACCCAUCUGACCUAUUCUGUGGACACUGCAAUAUCACUAGCGGUUGAGUUAACAGGGUCUUUACCCGAUGGUGACAUCUUCGAAUACGCUUUACUUCAGAUGAUGCUUACUAACGAGGACUUAAAGGGCCCUAUAAUGAAGGCUGCGUUAUCGAGGUCUAUGCGCGAAAUUGUUUUGUUACCCCGUGUUAGCAACUUACUGCAUCGCAGCUUGGAUAUUGGUAUAUCAUCUUUGAUAUUUGACGAAUUAGGUUAUGGUCAGGCAUAUCCUGUAUGCGCGGCUUUUGGUAUAAGUAUAUUCUGCAGAUUGAAUAUACAUUGUUUGUCGAAUGCUAUACCACGUGUACUGCAGGUUGUAGAUUACCAUUGCGAUGGUAAGGCUGAUUUGCAGUUGUUAUGGAUACUGGCGAUAUCACUAAGAAUAUCUGAUAUACCAUUAUUGACCUCUAGAAGGUCUUGCUUAACGUACAUACAAUGCCUAUUGAAGCCUCGAGCUGAUAUGCCGUUGAACAUGAAUCUCGUGGCGGCCAUCGCCUCAAGACCUAACGUCCUAAGGUUGCUUAUAGAUUCAAUUGUGAUGGCAGUUUACCAUGCCAAUAGAUACAGCCAGCCGAUAUAUGAUCUUGUGAAAUUGGUGGAUAUCCUGCUAGAGCUUUUGAUUGCCGGGAGCAAGAUACAGUUGUUUCAAGGCAAAUAUGGGAUAGAAUGCAUGGAUGUGGCAAGCCUGCUCAAAACUAAGUUAAUGGUAGCCUAUAUCGAUGGUUGUGGGUUUUCUAUAGAGGGUAAUGACCAUAUUGAGCCUAUAUUAGAAAACAUCAAAAAUAGGGUCUCCGAUGAUUCCAUUGCAGCUUAUGCGAGGCAAUUUGACAUUGCCCAAUCCACUGGGCAAACGCCGUUUUUUGAACUGGAUGAAAUGCAUAUAAACAAUGAAAUAGACUCCCUGUGCGCAGAAGGCGCUGAAUUCGGUUUGUCUACAGCAAUAAAAUCUAGGAUUCACAUGAUAUCGGACGUCACAUGGGCAUGCAACACGCUACAAAAAAUCUACGUCAAUGCAGCGAUUUUAAAUAAUGGUCACAUAAUGCAUGAAAUCCCGAAUUUACGUGGUACGGUUAUUUACCUAAAGAAGGAAUGGUGUCUGCGUGAUUUUGUAAAUGUUGCUCUGAUGACACUGAUUCCAAACCAAUCUAUCCAUGCAACAGCUCUUGGUUACAUAUUUAAAUUAGCUGCCAUCAAUAAUGAGCGGGCUUUGUUUUUCAUAUCACCUCUGGUUGAAUCGACUAUGCUAAUUAUCCGGAAAUACAUACAUGUGGAUCCUGGUUUAGGUAUUCAGAUGAUUGAGCACAACUUGUUUCUGUUUGCACGGUUGGCCAGACAUAAGCUUGCACUGCCUAUCGUUUACAGCGGGAUAAAAUACAUUUUUGGACAUGUAGACACCCGCAGGUGCAUCGAGGGCGUCAAAGGUUUCUCUAUUCUCGACGCCAAAUGGCGGUGUCUUCUGCUGAAGCACAGCGAAAUACCCAGUUCCAAGGUAAUCACAGUGGCUAAGCUUGGGGAAGCGCAAUCAAUGACAGCCGAACAAAAGGAAGUCCAUAUUAGGGUAUUCAGAUCCUUGUGUAAGUAUCGUCCUGAGGAUGCUGUAAAGUUUGUGAAUAGCUUGAGUUCACUGUUUGUGGAGUUUCCUGUUUUUGCUGUGGAUUGCUGCACUCGUAUGUGCACUAAAGAUGUUAUGGACUUUGGUGUAGCAUAUAAAGUUUAUAUCCAACCGUUGUUCCAGGCAAACCAGAUGGAUCAAAAUGUAAGCAACGCAGUUGGCAAAUUCUUUUGCGCGUAUCUCCAAAAUUUGAUAGACAACAUCCAAGGUGUGAUUACGGAUGAGGAUGUGAUAGACAUGAACCUCAUAUUACCAUCGCUGUUGCAACUGAUAGCGAUGAGCAAUAGCUACGGGAUGAAAGCCGUGUCGAACCUGCUCAAAUCAUCCCUUUGGAAUAAAAUCCAAGGAAUACGAGCGUGGCAUGAUAAUAAAGAGUGUGAUUGCAACUCUCUGCUUGAUCGCAUUAACAAGAAACGUCUGGUUUGUACUUUUGCCAGGCUGCACCAAGAGUUUUUCGAAAUAAAUUUUGCAGCGUUUAUAGACAGUUAUUUGGAUAGUAAACGUGAUUUAAGCACCCUAGAGGCACACAGCAUGCUUAUUUCUGGUGUAGUUGAUGCUGAAAUUGAGGCCACCAACCGUGUUGAACUUAUAUCGCGUAGAAACGAUACUGUAUUAGGCUACAACCGUGAAAUACGAAGAGUUACACGAGAUUUGCUACAGACUUUCGCGAACUCAAAGCAGACUAUCAGCGCUUACAGGGGCUUCCUUGAAGAAGAUGAAGGGCAGAAACAAGUGCCUAAGAAAGCAACAGUUGACGUUGAAUUGUGCGUACCACCUAUGCAGGGGGCGGAAUCUGGGUUAGGAUUAAUACGGAUAUUUCACAGCAGUGCUCUGUUUAGGUUAUAUGGUAUCAAGUUGGAUAACAAAUCACACAAUCGAGAUUUGAUUUGUGCAAAUGCUUCGAAAACGGUUCUUUCGCAUGUUGGUGGUAUUGGCGGCAAUGUACUCAUUAAUCUCUCGGCACUAGUUAAUGCUCUAAAUUUGGAAUCCAGUUCUGAGGUGGUGCAACACAUGAUGCAACACUUAAAUGGCAUGCUGCCAUUAACAGAUGACACAUCCAUGGAUACCAACAACUCCAAUUGCGAUAAGGCAGUCUUAUACUUAUUUGGCUUGUGUCACUUCCAUUGUCACCAGUCACCCAUCGAUGGGUUACCAAAAAUGGUAAUAGAUAUGCUAUCAUCUGUUAUUCCAAGGUGGAAUGCAUAUUCCAAACUAGGAGGCGCCCUUUAUGUGGUACUGGGCAUAAUCUAUAAAUACAUUGUUCCUUGUUAUUCAGUGACCGCUGAUAUCAUUAACCUCUUUGCGGAAUACCUUGAGGUGGCACAUUCAGAGCCAGCUAGCCUUGGAUGGAUACUUGGUUUAUGUAACUUCAUUGAUGAUUUGCCAAAGUCUGAUGUGAGUAUGCUCAUAUCUAUGGUAAAGCGAAUUGUAACCUUGAUUGAACGCCACGAUAUCCAUUACACCAUCCGCGUUAUGCUAGGUUUGCCUUUAAUGCAAUAUUGGAAAGUUACUCAAUGCACCCGGAUUGGAGCUAAGAUAUCACAUCUGCUAAUAGAAACGCAAACUAAUGCAGUAACAGAUCCGCAUGUCAUGCUCUUCGUUGCAUAUGCACAUUACGUGGGAUUAUAUGCCACAUGUAAUAACCAUUCAGCUGCUUGUGGUGAUGUAUGCAGGGAUACUACGAUAAAUGAUUUGGAAAAUGCAUAUGGCAGUGUAAUCCACGAUACCACGACCGAAUGUUCCAUUCACCAAUGGGAUUCGAGAUCCGAAUGUGGAACUUCCAACAUUGCUACACCCCUUGAAGGAACAAAAUUGAGAAACCAAUAUACUACGGAUAUAUAUGAUACUGACAAUCUACAUGGUACUCUAAUGACGUGUAUAAAAAACAAUACGACGCAGGAUGAGAAAACUAAUGACAUUCUUAUAAUGGCGGCGACGCUUACCCAUGGGUUCGAUUACAUGGUACCUGCUACUGACGAGUGGUUGAAACGUCUACGGAAGCUCCAGACAGGAUGGUCAAACAGUUACAAGAAUCUAACUGUGGCGUUGUCUGCCAUAGCACGCCAAGAAGAGGUGGUGGUUACUAUGGCAUCCGCACCUAAAUUAAGCCGUUACGCCAAAGCGCGCAAUACAAAUCAGUCAGCUGUAAAUGAAACUGCUACAAGGCAGUCUGGAGAUGUUAACAAUUCUUGGGGUGAUGAAUCUGCAGUUCUUGUAGCAUUGCUUAUAUUCGAGAAAAUCAAGACAUUCCUAUCGAACCAUGCUGACCUAGAUUGCCAUCGUGAUGAUGGUGCUAUAACUGAUAUAUGUUCGAGGUUGCGUGACAAUGGUCAUUCGUUAGAGCUUUUGAAAGCGUUGACAUUAUGUAAGCCACUUAAGAUCACCCUUUGGGACGUCAUAUCGAUACAAAACGCCCAAUGCAACUGCGAACGUGAACUUGUGAUGCGUGCAUACACUCUUCAUGGUCAGGUUAAUUCUAUGUUACUCAGAAGGCUGACCAACAUUGCAAAGUACUAUCAAACUUUUAAUCGAAAGCUGCAGCUAUCAUUCCUCAAUUGCGUUCGUUUAGCAAUAUGGAACAUUGAUUUUGAGAGCAUAAGGAUAUUACUUUCUUAUGUGUUUGACAUUGAUAGCAUAGAUGUGCUGCUAAUGCUCGAGACGCUUAUUGAGGCCUGCGCAUACAUGCUUAAAGGAGAGGAACUUCCAGGCAAGAAUGGAGCCCGAUUUGGUGAAUUAGUCAUGGCAAGGUUGCUACUACCCUUGGUUAUUCGUGUAAUAUCGCACUCACAACAGCAUAAAGUGGCAUUGUGCUUGUAUAGAAAAGUUAUAGAAUACGUGAAUGAAACGCAACGUAAUGAGCUGGUUAAUGCCAUUAAAAAGAGUGGCAUCAAGUUGAAAUGCUUACUCUCUGGUGUGUCUCUACCUUAUCAAGCGCCGUUUACCUUCAACGAAUGUUUCGCCCACUUGGUAACCCAGGAAUUACUGGUCAAGGAUGUAGUUCUCUACUGCUUGGUGAAUUGCCAACGCCACAUCGAAGUGUUAUCGCAUUGUAUAUAUGUCCUUGGUGUCAAUGCCAACACGGAACAGAUAAUGUUAGUAGCUCUGGUUUUGAUGGCAUUGAUGGCUGAACGGAACGUAGCUUCGUAUCUCUUGGAGCUCCUGUUUGACGGUACCGACAGUAAAUAUGAUGACGAAGAUACAGUUUCACAUUUGGCUAAACUUGAUAUUUACGAAUUUUUACGUUUCAGUAAAGAACCUAACAUUCUGUACUAUGAAACCAUGGAUCCCAAGAUACUGGCAAAGAGCGCAAACAUAUUGGCCAAAGCACCAGGCAUGUGGGCAGCCUGUGGACUUGAGAAUACGGCUUUUGGCAAGCUACAACCCAUGGGACAUGGACGUUCUGUGCCUAGUUGGCUACCCAAAUUAGGUGAUGCAUCCAUUGACCGUAGGCGGCAGUCCUUGUUGCCAAUGAAGUUGCCUCAUGCUAAGUUCAACGUCAAUAUCACGGACGAUGGUGCCAAAUGCUUACUAAUUGACAAUGCUGUUACAAUUAUGACAGCGUACAAGGCAUACUUGCUUGACAAUUACAAAUCGCUCCAUGAGAUGCGCGAUGUGAUCACAUUUCUCAACACGAGAAUAAUAUCUCAUAAAUGAAGUGUUUAUCUGGGUAUCUACAUCUAUAGCCAUUUCAUGACAGUGUUACUAUGUUUGAUUACCACAGAUAUAUGAUCUAG